AUUUUGAGUCUUUUUUUGGAAGCAAUGGAUUCCGGGUCGGGUUUGGAUCCGGAUACUGGUAAUAAGGGUAAAGGAAGUGGUGGUGGUAAUGGUAAUGGCGAGAGAAAGUUCGGUGCUUUCUUCAAGAGAGUAGAACCCUUUUUACCUAAAAAGGAUUUGAAUCCAAGAGACUUAAGAUCUUGGGCGAAGAAAACUGGUUUUGUCUCCGAUUACUCCAGUGAAACCAGCACCAGUACUCGUACUAAGUUUGGUGAAAGCUCUGAUUUUGAUUUGCGUAAAGGUAGAGAUCAAAUAGUCACCGGUUCGUCUCACAAAACCGAGAUCGACCCGAUUUUGGGACGAAACAGACCCGAAAUCGAACACGUAACCGGAUCUGAACCCGGGUUUAGAGAGGAAGAAGAGAGGAGACUAAACCGGAAUGAGGCAACGUCGGAGACUGAGAAUGAAGGCGGGAAAAUCAAUAAGGAUUUGGAAAAUGGGUUUUAUUAUCCAGGAGGUGGAGGAGAAUCAUCAGAAGAUGGACAAUGGCCUAAACCAAUUGUGAUGAAGUUUGGUCUUAGAGAUAAUCCUGGCUUUGUUCCACUUAUCUAUUACGGUCUUCAACAUUAUCUGUCACUUGUUGGUUCACUUGUGUUUAUUCCUCUGGUUAUUGUACCAGCCAUGGAUGGUUCCGAUAAAGAUACUGCCUCAGUGAUUUCGACAAUGCUGCUUCUUACUGGAGUUACAACUAUACUUCACUCUUAUUUCGGUACUCGGCUUCCGUUGGUUCAAGGAAGCUCCUUUGUUUACUUGGCCCCGGUUUUGGUUGUCAUAAACUCUGAGGAGUUUAGGAACCUCACUGAGCAUAAAUUUCGGGACACAAUGAGAGAACUACAGGGGGCUAUAAUUGUCGGUUCAUUAUUCCAGUGCAUAUUAGGAUUCAGUGGUCUCAUGUCUCUCCUUCUUAGAUUUAUUAAUCCUGUGGUAGUAGCCCCAACCGUAGCUGCAGUAGGAUUAGCAUUCUUUAGCUAUGGAUUUCCGCAAGCCGGCACUUGUGUUGAGAUCAGUGUUCCCUUAAUACUUUUGCUUCUCAUUUUCACAUUGUAUCUCCGCGGAGUUUCAGUCUUUGGGCAUCGCUUAUUCCGAAUUUAUGCGGUGCCACUUAGUGCUCUGAUCAUAUGGACAUAUGCAUUCUUUUUAACUGUUGGUGGCGCAUAUGACUACAGAGGCUGCAAUGCCGACAUACCGAGCUCUAACAUAUUGAUAGAUGAAUGUAAAAAACAUGUGUAUACUAUGAAGCAUUGCAGAACAGAUGCUUCAAAUGCUUGGAGAACUGCUUCUUGGGUCAGAAUUCCUUAUCCAUUUCAAUGGGGGUUUCCAACUUUUCAUAUGAGAACUUCUAUCAUUAUGAUCUUUGUGUCUUUGGUUGCAUCAGUGGAUUCGGUUGGAACAUAUCAUUCUACAUCUAUGUUAGUGAAUGCUAAGCGCCCAACACGGGGAAUUGUCAGUAGAGGUAUUGCAUUAGAAGGCUUUUGCAGUUUAUUAGCUGGAAUCUGGGGUUCAGGAACCGGAUCAACCACUUUAACCGAAAAUAUUCAUACGAUCAACAUCACCAAGGUGGCUAGCCGAAGAGCUUUGGUGAUCGGAGCUAUGUUCUUAAUAGUAUUGUCAUUUUUGGGAAAAUUAGGCGCGAUUCUUGCUUCAAUACCACAGGCUUUGGCUGCGUCAGUAUUAUGCUUUAUAUGGGCACUUACAGUGGCUCUAGGUCUAUCGAAUCUACGGUAUACACAAACAUCAAGCUUUAGGAACAUAACCAUAGUUGGAGUCUCAUUGUUUCUUGGAUUAUCCGUCCCUGCUUACUUCCAGCAAUACCAGCCGCUAUCCAGUCUAAUACUACCAAGCUAUUAUCUGCCCUUUGGAGCCGCAUCAAGCGGACCAUUCCAAACGGGUGUCGAGCAACUUGAUUUUGCAAUGAACGCAGUGCUAUCUUUGAAUAUGGUUGUAACAUUUCUACUAGCUUUCAUACUGGACAACACUGUACCUGGUUGUAAGGAAGAGCGAGGAGUAUAUGUGUGGUCAAGAGCCGAGGACAUGCAGAUGGACCAUGAGAUGCAAGCUGAUUACUCAUUGCCAAGAAAAUUAGCUCAGAUUUUUGGUUGCGGAUGUUGCUAGUAGAUGUUUAAUAUCCAAUUUCAUUUUUUCACUAGCUUACACAGACCCAACAUGUUCUUAGUAUAUGGAAGAAAAAGUUCUCGUGUUG
Molecule: messenger RNA, 2239 nt
Organism: Arabidopsis arenosa
Lineage: Eukaryota; Viridiplantae; Streptophyta; Magnoliopsida; Brassicales; Brassicaceae
Source: the annotation of a GenBank genome assembly